ACCACACAGCUGCAAAAGCUACAAAAUAAAUCGAAAAUACCCGUUGGCUUCUGGAGAGAAUUUUGUAAAACCUUUAUGUUAUAACCCACUGUUCAUCACUGACAAACCACUUUGCAUACAGAGGCUACAUUAUCUUUAAUUUGCGACACAACCGAGCCUGUACGUUUGCCAGUUCACGUGAACGGUCUUGAAAGAAAAACGAAGAUACAAAUCGCUAAGAACGAAUUUACCUUUUGGAUAUGAAUUAUCAUUACGUCGUGGCCAUCGGUUUCCAAGUCAGCAAGCAAGCUACGUUUUGUUUUGGAGUGUACUUGGUUUUAAAACAAAGUACCAAUAUAUUUAUAAUUUGUAUUUACUGUAGUCGAUACAUCCACUUAUCAAAUAAUUUGUAACUAAACUAGCUAAGCAGCUUGUAGCCACGUGUGUGGCCGGAAUUCCGUGCCAGCGAGUCGGGCGUGUAUAGUUUGGCAUUGAUAAAUCGAUUGCUGUAUGAGUUGUGGCUGUGCUGUAACAGUUCAGUGAGAGAACGACAAAGCGGCUCCACCACUCAGAAGAAACGCAGCUAGCUACUGGAGCGCAAUAUAUCUGUCUAGCAGGCAACUUUGGUUCGCGGAAAAUGCAACAGAGGCUAUGACAAAUAAGCAAGCAUUUUGGACUGCAAUCCAAAUAGAGGAAACUUUCCUCUUUUUGCAUCCUGGCUCGUGGCUCAAGAGAAGCUACACUGCUCGGAAAUUCGGAAAAUAACUCGUUAGAGAUGCCCACAUUGGCUACUCCAGCGACGCUCUCGUCUUCACAAUUGACACCAGAUCAGCUCACGGUCAUUGUGGCCUCAAUCUCCUGCCUGGUGUUUUUUGUGGUGAUCGUAGUGCUGCUGACUAUCCUGUAUCGGAAGGACCCGCUCUGCUGCAAAGUCCGAGCUUAUCAGGAAUCGCAUCAGUACUCUGAAGCACCACCCCAAUACUACAGCAGUAGGCAGACAUUAGUGGGGUCUACCUAUAAUGACCCAAGCUCAGAGAUGACCUAUGACAACCAUGCUCCGCCGGGACACGUGUUUGUCAUUGGGCAGGCCAGCAGCUAUCACCUGCCCUCCAUGGAUGCACCGCUCCCUCGCCUGCCCUCCUAUGAGAGUGUGCGCAAGAAGGACCGGCAGCGGCAGAUCCACAUGAUGAUCGCCGACCGAUUCGGCCUGAACGCCACCAUUGAAACUGAGCCACCUCCAACUUAUGAGGAAUCCAUCCGUCAGUCUGUGGUGAUUCCUUCUGUCAAUUUUGGCUCUACUGAUAACCUCGUGGCUUCUGUUGCUGCCACACAGUCCACAGUACCACCCCAUUUAGGAAGCCAACAGAACCCCUCUACCUGCCAUGACCCAAACACCUGAGAGCCUCCCAGUGAUGCCAAAGACACAGAGGAAUGAGAAGGGAAUGCACUCCUGGACAUUUUAUAUCAUAAGAAUUUUAACAACACAAAACGAGUUACAAUAUAAUUUUCAGGAGAAUGUUGAGCUUCCUUUCGAUUGAGCUCAAUGAAAGUAACCUCAUGUGACCAUGAAAUGACAAAGUUUAAUAAGGCAAGGGGCAGACAGCCUUUGCUAAUGUGAUGCAGAAGUCGGCUGUCUAAUUGUCUGUGCUUAAUAGGAAUGAUUUCAGAGCAUUGAAAUGAGCUGCAAAAACAAGAAAAAAAAACACAUUUCUUCAUGAGGUUGAGAGCUUUGAACUUUGCCAUGGUUGCUCAAUGUCCCUGGUUCACGUAAGGCCGCUGCUGCUUUUAGAAAGUCACAUACAUGACUAACAGCUUUAGGCGGUUCCGGAUGUGAACAUGCCAGUUAAUGUAAAAUCCUGUUUUAAAAUGCUUAAUCCGUAAAGAGCCGUCUCACUCUUGGUUUGUGUCCCUGGGGGAAUUACUCUUUAACCCAGGUCAAACUCCAUUCACAGGAAGGUGCAUGGUGUCCAAGCUUGUACCAAAGAUACUUUUGCUUUAUUUUGCACAAGAGUGUUCUUUUAGUUCUUCCAUUUCAUUUUAAACAUCUUUGGAAUCCAGCCCCACCUCCACUAAGCCUGCUUCUAGCUUCCCUCCCUUACCCUCCUCCAUUUCACCCCCCCCCCCCCAUCAUCCUCCCUUGCUCUCUGAGUUCACCAUGGCCACGCUUAAAUAUCUUACCCAGUGAAAGAAAAGUACAUAUUCAGGAUACAGAUGUGCUCAAUCAUUUCAGCUUGCCAUGCUCCAGUAUAGAAGUACCAGGCACACAAGUUACCCCACUCUCCCCCCCACACAAGCCAGGACGUUUGUCUUAAUCAGCUCUUUGAGAAAUUUUAAGCCAUUGAAAUCAUAUUUUUAUAUGAGAUGUUUUUACUUUUUCAUAUACUUUUGAUCACUGUUGGAAUUUAAGGCAUUUGAGGAAAAUGAAUGUAUAGAACAAAGUGUAUAAUCUUCCGCUAGGUUUAUAUUCCAAAGCCAUAUUAUCCUGGUAAAAUAAACGGGAAAAUCAAACUCUCUAGAUGGACCAUAGUAUACAUUUGUUUAUUUAGAUGGCCAGAGUAUGUUUUGUUCAUGUGUUUUGUGGCUAAAGAUCGACAGCAUGUUGAAUGAGGAAACCUAAGUUUAAAAAAAAUUAUAUUUUGCACUCCUCGCAGCAUUCCUGAGCCUUGUCCUUUGACUACCCUCCACCUGAUUCCUCUGAGAUGGAAGAUAGUUGAGUGGUGGUUGAUCAGAGGGAACUUCCUGUUAGUAUAUCCUGUUCUUAUCCAGUUUGUUUCCCCAACUGGGUCAACUCAGUGUCUGUAAAUAUUACUUGGAGGACAGAAGAUUAAACCAACAAUGUACUGUAUGGUUCAUACUGACAUCAGUUUGAAAAUCUGUAAAUAAAAAUAUUUAAAUUUUGUAU
Messenger RNA from Anguilla anguilla (European eel), 2881 nucleotides. RefSeq lists its product as uncharacterized. NCBI's taxonomy places the organism in Eukaryota, Metazoa, Chordata, Actinopteri, Anguilliformes, Anguillidae. The record is from RefSeq and is a predicted model, not a curated record. The transcript has 5 exons. The coding region runs from base 755 to 1378 and encodes 207 amino acids.